UGACACUUGUGAAUAAAAAAAAAAUUAAAUUUUAUGUAAUUUUGUGAAAAAAAAAGUGUGAUUGCAAAAUUUAAUUCAAAAUUUUAAAAAAAUAUAAUUUUGCCAAUAGUAGUUGGCAAAAUUAACUGAAGAAGUCAAAAACUACUUAAAAAUUUUAUUUAAUAUUAGUUUCAUUUAAUUAUACUGAUUCCUAAUAAACUGUAGAAUCGGGCCUUUGGGGGUCCGAUGAAUGAUGUGCAGCUAUUAAUACCCCUGCCGAGAAUAGAAGCGCUUUAUUUGUUAUUAUUAGUUUUACAUUGAAUUUUGUGAGGGUGAAAAUAUAUUCUAAUAUAAAAUUAUUUUGUUGCAAAAAGUAAUUGGAGAAUAGUAAAAGAAAUGGUUAGCUGGAAUGCUAAGCGCAAUGUACGAAUUUUGUUAGUUGGAGACCGGGGAGUUGGUAAAACGUCAUUGAUUUUAUCAUUAGUAAGUGAAGAAUUCCCGGAAGAUGUUCCAAAUCGGGCUGAGGAAAUAACAAUACCGGCAAAUGUAACACCGGAACAAGUUCCAACAAAUAUCGUUGACUCAUCAGCUGUUGAGCAAACUGAAGAGCAGCUAUCAGAAGAAAUUCAAAAAUGUCAUGUAGUUUGUAUUGUUUAUGCUGUGGACGAUGAUGAAACUUUAGAAAGGAUAACAUCACAUUGGUUACCAUUUAUUAGAAGCAGUUGUGAUGCAGACCAGCGUAAGCCCGUUGUUUUAGUUGGAAAUAAAAUCGACUUAGUGGAGUAUUCAACUAUUGAUAGCGUACUAACAAUUAUGGAAGAUUUUCCUGAAGUGGAAAGUUGUGUAGAAUGUUCGGCAAAAACCCUUCACAACAUUUCAGAAAUGUUUUAUUACGCGCAAAAGGCAGUUCUCCAUCCUACAUCACCACUUUAUAUAAUGGAAGAACAAGAUUUAACACCAAUGUGUAAAAAGGCUCUUGUCCGAAUAUUUCGUAUUUGUGACAUUGAUGGCGAUAAUUUGCUAAAUGAUUAUGAAUUAAAUCUUUUCCAACGUCGUUGCUUCAAUACACCAUUACAACCACAAAUUUUAGAUGAAGUAAAAGCUGUUAUAAUGAAAAAUAUUCCAGAUGGAAUAUACAACGAUUCAGUUACUUUAAAAGGAUUUCUGUUUUUACAUUGUUUAUUUAUACAAAGGGGCCGUAAUGAAACAACAUGGGCUGUUUUGAGGCGAUUCGGUUACACUGAAACACUUGAUAUGUGCAAGGAAUAUUUACAACCACCACUUAAAAUUCCUCCAGGUAGCAGUACGGAAUUAUCACAUCGCGGUCAACAAUUUUUAGUAGCACUUUUUGAAAGAUAUGACAGAGAUGGAGAUGGCGCAUUAUCACAUGAAGAACAUAAAAUAUUAUUUAGUACUUGUCCAUCAGCACCAUGGUCAUAUUCAACUGAUAUUAGAAAAUCAUGUCCCGUAAAUGAUCGUGGUUUAGUUACACUUCAUGGUUGGAUGUGUAGAUGGACCUUAAUGACAUUAAUUGAUGUACCGAAAACGUUAGAGUAUUUAGGUUAUUUAGGCUAUAAUGUUCACGAAAAUGAAACACAAUUAUCAGCAAUACAUGUAACUCGAGAACGUCGUAUAGAUUUAGCUAAAAGACAAAGUAGCCGUUCGGUAUAUAUGUGUCAUGUAAUUGGUCCAAAAGGAGCUGGUAAAACUGGUUUAUGCCGUGGUCUAUUAGUUGAUGAUAUGAAAAGUCUGAUUAAUAAAGAAUUUCGUUCUAAUAUAAUUUAUUGUGUGAAUACCGUUCAAGUAUAUGGGCAAGAAAAGCAUUUAAUAUUAAGAGAUAUUGACGUUAAACAAGCAUUAGAUCCUUUACAACCACAAGAAAUCAAUUGUGAUGUUGCAUGCUUAGUUUAUGAUGCAUCCAAUCCACAGUCAUUUGAAUAUAUCGCUAGAAUUUAUAUAAAAUAUUAUGCGGAAAGUAAAAUACCCGUUAUAAUGGUUGGAACAAAAGGCGAUUUAGACGAAGUAAGACAAGAUUAUUUAUUACAACCAAAUGAGUUUUGCGAUAAAUAUAAAUUAUUGCCACCACAUAUGUUUAGUUUAAAAUCAAAUAAAAAGGAAUUGUACACAAAAUUAGCAACAAUGGCCGCGUUUCCUCGAUUCCAAGCUGCUUGGAUACUCUUCUAUAAGCACAGGUUGGUACAGCUUUGGGAAUCAACGCAUUUACGUCAAUUCGGAUUAAUGACUGAAGAUCCUCAAAUAUGGUGGAAAGCUGGUCUUGGGAUAGCUGCUGCAACAGUAAUUGGUUUCUUUGUAAUGAAAGCUUUUCAAUCACCAGUGACACAUUCACGUUAUUAAUUUUUUAAUCAAUAAUAAUAAUUGAAAUUAAAAUAUUAUGAUAUUAUCAUAUUAAUUAAAUAAACGGAUAUUUAAAUAUACAAAAUACAAAAAAAUAAAAAAAGAAAUUAAAUUAAUUAAAGGAAAUAUAAACGAAAAAUACAUACAAUAUUAUAAAAUUAUAAUAUUCUUAAUAGAAACAAAAUAACAGAAAAUUGUCACAAACAUAUGAUGACUGCGGAAAUUAAUUUUAAAAUAUAAAAGAGCUUAAAGAAAGUGUUACUUAAUAUACAAUAUUUUUAUUUAAAAUAAAGAAAAUUUGUUUGUUUUUAAUAACAUAUUUCUUUAUUUUUAAUCUACUUAUUGUUUUAAAUUUUUAACUUAAAAAUAUUACAACUACCCAUACUUUUAAAGUAUUAUAAAAUUGUUGUGUUCAAUUUAACAUUUAUUUUUUCUUUUUAAUAAUUUUUGAUAUUUAUAAAAUUUAUUUAAUAUCUUAAAAACAAAACGAAAAACAAUUUAAUAUUGUUUUUAUUUUUCGUAUGUUUAUUCCGAUAUAAUUUCCUGCCACGAAAUAAAUUCUUUUAUUUUUAUUAUUAUAUUUUGAAUAAUUUUGAUUUUGAAUAUUUUUGAUAUUAAAUAUUUUCACAAUGGAUGAAGGGGUCACAUUUAUAAUAAAAAAUAUAAAAAAAAAAUAUUCUUUAAAAAUAGUUUAGCAAGUAGAAAAUAAAAUAAUAGAUGAAAAAAAUAAAAAAAUAGAAAAUUUCAAAUAUAUUUUAAUAUUUGACAAAACAAAUUAUUUUAUAUACAUACGAUUAAAAUAACUUUUUUGUUUUUAUUUUUUGAAAAAAUAAUUAAUAA
This is a messenger RNA of Condylostylus longicornis, 3174 nucleotides long. RefSeq names its product mitochondrial Rho GTPase (gene Miro). Bases 376 to 2334 code for a protein of 652 amino acids. The transcript is spliced from 8 exons. NCBI's taxonomy places the organism in Eukaryota, Metazoa, Arthropoda, Insecta, Diptera, Dolichopodidae. The record is from RefSeq and is a predicted model, not a curated record. Gene Ontology annotation, molecular function: calcium ion binding; GTPase activity; GTP binding. Gene Ontology annotation, cellular component: mitochondrial outer membrane. Gene Ontology annotation, biological process: small GTPase-mediated signal transduction; mitochondrion organization.